Molecule: messenger RNA, 3654 nt
Organism: Boleophthalmus pectinirostris (great blue-spotted mudskipper)
Lineage: Eukaryota; Metazoa; Chordata; Actinopteri; Gobiiformes; Gobiidae
Exons: 6
Coding region: 1411-2382 (323 amino acids)
Molecular function (GO): hydrolase activity, hydrolyzing N-glycosyl compounds
Source: RefSeq, a predicted model, not a curated record
UCUCGCUGUGUCCAUGAUGUUGCAGAUCAGAUGUUAUAUAUGUGGUGGUUUGCCCUAGGAUUAGAAAGUGGCUUUUGAUUGCAUUUAACUAUUUGUAUGCUAAAAGUAGAUUAAAAUUUCUUUCAAACCACACUUGCAUAUUGUUUGACCAUAAAGAACUGACCUGGACCUAAAACACAAACAAACUCACAAACUCACACAAACCAAAUUACAGUCACAAGCUAUCUUUUUUUUUUCUUCUAUUUACUCUGACUCAUUAUUUUUGCUGAAAAUCUAACUCUUAAACAGGACCAUGAAUGCUCAUAUUGAUCACAUGCUUCUGAAAAUGUGUAGUUUACAUACAUGUAGGGAAAGAUGCCUGUUCAGGGCCUGCUUCCCUCCAUUCUGAUAGAAUCCACAAACCAGGAACCUAGAGAAGUCGGUUCUGCCUGACUGCCUCUUGGUAUUUACAACCCCAAGAGAACCGACCUUCGGUGUUUUCACACCUCCCUUCCCCCACGCCAAAUGGGACAUGAAUCAGAAUGGGGAAUUGACAUGGCUCUGCUAAAGUGAUAAGGACUGUUAAAUAAUGACUUUCUUCAUUGUGCUUGAAGAAACAGACCCACAUCAUCUACAUACCAGACCAUCAGGCGCCAAUGCUUGGACCGGUUAAAACCGCGAUGGACUGUGGUUGCCACUUUUGGACACUAGAGAAGGACUGGAUUAAACGCAUCUCAAUAACUAGUUAAAAAUGUUUUUAACUGUGUUCUAUAUAAGGCUCAUGUUGAUACAAGACAAAUAUGCCACAUUGCUUAAUUCAUGUGUUCAUAGUCUCUUGUGUGUAUUUCAUGUCAUGUUCCCACGGAAGUAUUUACGGUAACUUCACGGCGUGUUUUCAGACAGAUAUACCUUUGAUUUCUUUCUAUGAAUCGUUGGCUAAUGUUAUCAUAAACAGUUAGUACCUGAAUGUGGGAAGUUAUCAAUUUAAUAUUUGCAAAUGAUAUUUGUACGGGGACCAGUUCAGCUCAGACGCGGGCGUGCCUUAAAUUUGCAUAUAACAACGCCCACCAAGCGCACUGACCAAAACGAAGCCUCACGCGCGAAAACUCCGCUUUUCGCUUCGUUUCGCAUCGGACUUUCGCUUCGCUUCGCCUUUCUUCGCUCUUCGCCUUGCCUCGCCGCAGCGAGGACCUGCCGAAGAGGACCAGGGAAGACGGCCGGUCGGAGAGACCCAGGGGGAGCUGUAACAGACCUGGAGUCGCACCUGCCGAGAGCUGAGGACCAGAGCCGGUGAAGGAGGCGUGGACCGCCCUGCCCGAGCACCAUCAUCACGCCGCUGGCUGCCCGUGCGCACGACCACCGCCGAACCCCGCCAUCGCCGCAUUCCACACGGACCGAGAACAACAUCGCCAAUCUUCUCGUUACAGAGCCAUGUCUAAGAAGCUGGUGAUUGUUGACACAGACUGUGGCAUAGACGAUGCUCAGGCGAUUCUGAUGGCGCUGGCCGCUCCUCAGCUCCAGGUGCUCGGCUUCACUUGUGUCUUUGGAAACACAGAUGUCAACAAUGUGUGUCAGAACAUUCUCAGGGUGCUGUCAGUCUGCGGCAGAGAGGAAAUCCCAGUGUUUCGUGGCUGUGGUGGGCCUCUGGUUGGAGCUGAUAAACCGUUCAGUGAUCACUUUGGGACAGAUGGUUUAGGAGAUGUGUUCAAAGACAAGGACCCACAGUGGGAGCAUAAGAUCCAGACAGAGCACGCAGUCAAUGCAAUGAUCAGACUGGUGACAGAACACCCAAACCAGGUGUCGUUAGUGGCUCUUGGUCCACUCACUAAUUUAGCCAUGGCCGUACGACUAGAUCCUGACUUUCCAAAGAAACUGAAGGAUUUAUACAUCAUGGGAGGCAACAAGGAGGGAAAAGGAAACGUGACGCUGUGUGCAGAGUUUAACUUCAGGAUGGACCCUGAGUCUGCCCAUGUGGUUCUGGAGGAGUUCCUCUGCACCACAUACAUCGCCACCUGGGAAUACGCCUGCAGGAACAAGCUCACCUGGGAGUUCUUCGAAGCUCUGAUAGACCAGGACGCCCCUGCGGCUCGUUUCAUGAAGACCAUCACCUCUCAGUGCUGGGCCUACUCCAAAGAGACCAUGAAGAACAAGCGCGAUGUGUAUUUCGGACCUGGUUUUGUGUCGUACGAUGCUUAUGCUAUGGCAGCGUGCAUAGACAGCAGUGUGGUGACAGAAAGCAUUCACUGUCCCGUUCGCGUUGAACUGCAGGGGUCGAUAGGACGAGGGAUGAUGGCACUAGAUCAGGCAAAUCAACUAAAAAAGAUACAUAAGGUUUUUGUAUUUGAUAAAUGUGAUGUGGAAAAGUUUGGACAGUUACUGAUGAUGUCCCUCAGGCAGCCAUAACGUACAUACACAACAGAUCGGCAGCUGGAAAUGCUGACGUGGUUUGUGUGAUUAAUUUCUUUUUUUCUUUUUUUUUUCUUUUAAAUUUAAUUCAUUUCAUUUAUAAUGUGAAAUUAAAUAAGAAACUAACGUAUUUUAUGUAGAUCUUAAAAUUGACAUGAAGUUAUUGAGAUUUUAUUUAGGAUUAAUAUUAAUGAAUGCAAUUUAUCCACAUACUUUAGAGCAGGCAUGUCCAAACUAUGGCCCAAGGACCAAAUGUGGUCCUCAGACAAAUUUUUCUUGGCCCUCAGGCUUCCAGGAGAAUUGACCCAAAUUACCUUGCAUUAAUGAAAAAUCAGCUUUUGCAAGUUUUUUGAAAAUCUACCUUGAAAAAGCCAAUAUGUAAUAUUUAGUGUGUGGUUUUGAGAAUUUUAGCAUGAAUAAAGGACUGACGGCUCAUUCUAAUGUGUUAAACAUGCAUAUAUAUCAAUUAUUCACUGUAAUGAGCACCAGUCUAUAGCCCGCGAUCGGCCCUCUGCUUCAUCUGUGUUAAGAUAUGUGGCCCUUGAUGAAAAAAGUUUUGGACACAUUGCCACAUGACCACAUCAAUCCAAAAGAAAAAAAAAGUACAGUAAAUUAUAAAAGAAACUGUGAAUGUGUUUAUCCACAACGCAAUCUAAUAUUGAGUUGCAAUACCCAAUUCUGCCACAAGAGGUCAAACUAGAUUGUAUUUAUAGCAUUUGCCUUUGGUCUUUACUCAUUUCAUAAGAAUUAUUUUCUUGAAGCUCAUCAUUAUUGGGGAAAAAGAAUUUAAUACCUUUCCAUACUGUGUUUAUGGACAUUUUCUGUAACCUAACUUGUAACCUUACCCACCUCUAUAGUUCGUACAGUACUGAAUUAAAUCAGCAGGACUCGGAUUGAAUAUACAGACUAGUAAUGGUACAUUUAUUUAGUCACAAUGUUUAGAAGGUCCUGGUUCAAUUGUCAAACCAUAGAGAGCCUUGUUGGGUCCUUCUGUGUACUUUCUGGUUUCCAAAAACGCUUAAUUUUCCCAUUUAGGACCCCUGGCCAAGAUCUUGUUGCCUGACAGUGCUAUCCGUCCAGUUCCUUGUGUAUUAGGAUGGCAUCGUCAGGUAAAAAAUCUUGGCCGAGGUCUGUAGAUCUGGUCUUGCGUACUGUACAGUGUCCCACCAUUUGCACUUUUAAAAAUGGGCUUAAUAAAGAAGUCAGAUCUGCAAGGUAGUAAUUUAAUUUGCACGUUUUGUAAUAAAAAGGAAAUUUAAUAAAACACUA